Sugiyamaella lignohabitans is the source of this 1635-nucleotide messenger RNA. RefSeq names its product isocitrate lyase 1 (gene ICL1). The record is from RefSeq and is a predicted model, not a curated record. NCBI's taxonomy places the organism in Eukaryota, Fungi, Ascomycota, Dipodascomycetes, Dipodascales, Trichomonascaceae. Gene Ontology annotation, biological process: carboxylic acid metabolic process. Gene Ontology annotation, molecular function: isocitrate lyase activity. Bases 1 to 1635 code for a protein of 544 amino acids. The transcript has a single exon.
AUGUCUGUCAACAUUAAAGCCGAAGAACAGGCUUUUCAAGAUGAGGUCGCCCAGCUGAAUGCCUGGUGGAAAGAGCCCCGUUGGGCCCAGACUAAACGUGUCUAUCCUGCUGAGGAGAUUGCCAGAAAGAGAGGAACUCUUCUUCCUAAAUAUUCUUCGUCGACUCAGGCUGACAAACUCUACAAACUGCUACAAGAGCACGACAAGAACAAGACUGCCUCUUUCACCUAUGGUGCAUUAGACCCUGUUCAAGUCACUCAGAUGGCCAAGUUUCUCGAUACUAUUUAUGUUUCAGGAUGGCAAUCGUCGUCCACUGCUUCUACAUCUAAUGAACCUUCUCCUGAUUUGGCUGACUACCCUAUGGACACCGUUCCUAAUAAGGUGGAACAUUUAUGGUUUGCCCAGCAAUUCCACGACCGAAAACAACGUGAGGACCGUCUCUCUGUCCCUCUUUCUCAACGUGAAAAGCUGCCUUAUGUCGACUACUUGAGACCUAUUAUUGCCGAUGCCGAUACUGGACAUGGUGGUUUGACUGCUAUUGUCAAACUGACUAAGAUGUUUAUUGAACGCGGUGCUGCUGGUAUUCACAUUGAAGACCAGGCUCCCGGUACUAAAAAGUGUGGUCACAUGGCUGGUAAGGUGCUUGUGCCUAUUCAAGAGCAUAUCAACAGACUGAUUGCCAUUCGUGCCAGUGCUGAUAUCUUUGGUUCUAACCUGCUUGCUAUUGCCCGUACCGAUUCUGAGGCUGCUACUCUCCUUACUUCGACUAUUGACUACAGAGACCAUUACUUUAUUGUUGGCAGUACGAACCCCAAUAUCCCACCUCUUGUUGAUGUCAUGGUUGAAGCCGAGCAGCGUGGAGUCGUUGGUGCCGAGUUACAAAAGGUCGAAGAUAACUGGAUUGCCCAGGCUAAAUUGAAGCUUUUCCAUGAGGCCGUUGUUGACGAGAUCAAUGCCGGUUCUUACUCUAACAAGAAGGAGCUCACUGAUAAGUUCCUUUCUGCUGUUGGUCCUUUGACGAAUCAAUCCAACAACCAAGCCCGUCAAUUGGCAAAGAAGCUGCUUGGCAAGGAUGUUUAUUUCGACUGGGAGAAGCCCCGUGUCAGAGAAGGAUACUACCGCUACAGAGGUGGUACUCAAUGUGCCGUCAACAGAGCCCGUGCCUAUGCACCAUACUGCGAUCUAAUCUGGAUGGAGUCGAAGCUGCCCGAUUACGCACAAGCCAAGGAGUUUGCCGACGGAGUCAAGGCUGCCUACCCCAACAAGUGGCUCGCAUACAACCUUUCACCUUCAUUCAACUGGACUACUGCUAUGUCGCCUAGCGACCAACGAACCUACAUCGACCGUCUUGCCAAGCUUGGCUAUGUCUGGCAAUUCAUCACCCUCGCCGGUCUUCACACUAAUGCCCUUAUCUCGCACAACUUUGCCAAGAGAUAUAGCGAAAUCGGCAUGCAAGCCUACGGCGGUGACAUCCAGCAGCCCGAGCUCGACUCCGGCGUGGACGUCGUCAAGCACCAGAAGUGGUCGGGCGCCGAGUACGUGGACAAUAUCCUGAAAAUGAUCACCGGCGGUGUCACGUCGACCGCUGCCAUGGGUGCUGGUGUCACUGAAGACCAAUUCAAAUCAAAAGCUUAA